Messenger RNA from Cicer arietinum (chickpea), 988 nucleotides. Its product is annotated as cytochrome c oxidase subunit 5b-2, mitochondrial-like. Gene Ontology annotation, cellular component: mitochondrial envelope; respiratory chain complex IV. Gene Ontology annotation, biological process: mitochondrial electron transport, cytochrome c to oxygen. The record is from RefSeq and is a predicted model, not a curated record. Lineage: Eukaryota; Viridiplantae; Streptophyta; Magnoliopsida; Fabales; Fabaceae.
GUGGUGAGUUUUUGAGCGGCAAAUAGCGGUCUGGCAUUGAGGUAAUUGAGUGGCACGUGUGAAAGUCAAUCCCGUUGUCGCCACCACCGAUAGUUCCAAACAGACAACUCCAGUUUUCCAUUUUCCAUUGUCUUCAGAGUUCAGUGUUCUUCUAUUUAAUUAUCAUCAUCACAAUCACAAUAGAGAAAAAGAGAAGUUGAAAGGGGCGUUACCUGAGAUCACAAUCAAUCAAUCAAUCAUGUUGCGGAGACUUAUCUCUUCACAAUUACUCAAAACCCUAACAACUUCUUCUUCUUCUUCUCUCCGAUCUCCUUCUCCCGCCGUCGCUGUUUCUUUACACUCCCUCCGUUUCUCUACUCAAUCCGAUGACAGUAGUGCUAUCAAAAAGAAGGUUGAGGAUGUAGUGCCAAUUGCUACUGGUCACGAGCGCGAGGAGAUUCAGGCUCAACUUGAGGGUAGGGAUAUUCUUGAAAUUGACCAUCCUGAAGGUCCUUUCGGCACUAAGGACGAACCUGCUGUUGUUAAAUCUUACUAUGGUAAAAGGAUAGUUGGAUGCCCAGGUGGUGAAGGCGAGGAUGAGCACGAUGUUGUCUGGUUUUGGCUGGAGAAAGAUAAACCUCACGAAUGUCCCGUGUGUGCACAGUAUUUUGUGCUCGAAGUGGUAGGACCUGGUGGAUCACCUUAUGGACACGAUGAUCAUCAUCACUAAUUGCUCCUUCAAAUUUUCUUGUAGAAUAAACUCUGGAAAGAUGGAGACAUUGUUUCGCAUACACUGUGGCCUUUCCAAAUCCUGAGGCCUAUGUUUGGUUUUGAUGUUACUUCCUGUGGUGUUGCAACUUUUGACAUGGAAAGUUUUUGUGAUUAUUUUGAAACAGGAUGCUCAUUUGCCUGAAUCAUCAAUUCUGUCAAAUUAUGUUCGCAUGUCAUAACUAAACAACUUAAAGCUGUUUAAAUUUAAAAAAACCUAAACCGAGUUAGAGCACCUAAA